CCCCUCGACUUCACCUCCAACAAUCACAAUGGUCGAAGAAACAGAAUCUAAGCGUUUCGCACCCAAAGUCGCAGUCCAGCUCGACCCGCCCAAGGACGACCCCAUUUCCGUCGAGGAAUUGGCCAAAUGCGACGGUACCGAUCCUAACCGCCCGACUCUGGUCGCCAUCAAGGGUGUUGUCUUUGAUGUGACCCGGAAUUCGGCUUAUGGUGCCUCGGGUUCAUAUCGGGUCUUCGCCGGCAAGGAUGCCUCCCGUGCUCUUGCUUCAUCGUCUCUUAAGCCCGAAGACUGUGUGCCUGAGUGGUAUGACCUCCCGGACAAGGAAAAGACCGUCUUGGAUGAGUGGUACACUUUCUUCAGCAAGCGGUAUAACGUUGUUGGCAAGGUCGAAGGCGCCAAGAACACUUAAUGGCUAUAUUACCAUCGAGCGGCUGCCUUCACGUGGAUUGAAUGUGCGACAUUAUAUACCCAGUAUGAGAAAUGGAUCAACAAUCCAGUAUCAAAUAUCAAAUCCAUGCUUUUCAUUUUCGAAA
Penicillium samsonianum is the source of this 533-nucleotide messenger RNA. RefSeq names its product putative progesterone binding protein. The record is from RefSeq and is a predicted model, not a curated record. Bases 29 to 409 code for a protein of 126 amino acids. Gene Ontology annotation, cellular component: membrane; endomembrane system. The transcript has 3 exons. NCBI's taxonomy places the organism in Eukaryota, Fungi, Ascomycota, Eurotiomycetes, Eurotiales, Aspergillaceae.